Molecule: messenger RNA, 1047 nt
Organism: Seminavis robusta
Lineage: Eukaryota; Bacillariophyta; Bacillariophyceae; Naviculales; Naviculaceae
Source: the annotation of a GenBank genome assembly
AUGGAAAAACUCGAGGUCCAGUUCCCUGCCGGUGGCGAUGUCAAGGAGGAUACCCUGUCCGGGACAUUUUACCUGCCUCCCAAGAAGGACCAGAAAUUCGCCGCUGCCUUGGUGAUUCACGGCUCGGGUCCCAUUGAUCGUGAUGGCAAUGCAGAAAUGAUGGGUGGUUGGAUGAACAUGAAUAUGAACACACACUGUCGAUUGGCCGAAGAAUUGGUGGGACGCCCCGAGCAGCCAAUGGCGGUAUUGUGUUACGACAAGCGUGGCAUUGGAAAAUCCAUUAGUAGUACCAAACCGAAUUGGUACUACGAAGCUGGCAUGCUGGAUCUGGUACAAGAUGCCGUGCAGGGAUACCGCUAUCUGGUGCAACAACAAGAAGCAAAUGUUGACAAGACGCAAAUCUUUUUAAUGGGACAUUCGGAAGGUGCCAUUUUGCUGCCGCUGAUUGCCGAAACGAUUGCCAAAGACGAGACAUUGCCAACACCCAAAGGACUGGUCUUUUUGGCUGGUUUUGGAGAAGCCUUGGACGAAGCAGCCGGCAAUCAACGCGAACGAGCUCUAACUGAAGUGGCCGUCGAAACAGGAUUGCAAGGAUGGGUUUUGCGAAAAGUAAUCACCCGGGAAAAAGUCGACAAACAAUACAAGGAUUUUAUGGAACAGGUACAAAACAAGGAUCAAUCCUUUUAUUCGCAAUACUUCGGUCUGGCCAAGGUCCCCACCAAAUGGUAUCGAGAACACAUGGAAUGGGAUGCUCAUGCAUCGCUGCAAAACUGUCCCUUGCCCUGUUUAGCCAUUACCGGUGCCAAGGACGUGCAAGUGCGACCGGAAUUCUGCGACCCCGAGGCGGCCAAGACAUUGGCCCCCAGCGCAGCCUCGUUGGAAACCCACGUUGUUGCCAAUAUGACGCAUAUUCUCCGAUCCAUUGAAGAGCCGCCUUCCAUGCUCAAUAUGCAAAAGGUGUAUGCCAAACUGGGCAAGCAACCAUUGGAUCCUGAACUUUUACAGAUUCUGCAUGCGUGGCUCACCAAACAGCAACAGCAAGCAUAA